Messenger RNA from Hyalella azteca, 489 nucleotides. RefSeq lists its product as uncharacterized. Bases 76 to 489 code for a protein of 137 amino acids. The transcript has 2 exons. NCBI's taxonomy places the organism in Eukaryota, Metazoa, Arthropoda, Malacostraca, Amphipoda, Hyalellidae. The record is from RefSeq and is a predicted model, not a curated record.
AUCUCACCGAAAAAGAAAUCGCUUGAGCUAACUUCACUUCACUUUACGUCAAACUUUGAAUCAGCAAACGCUUCAAUGGAAGAUCACAGCACGACAGUUGCGCGUCGACACUCGCAGACUGCACGUAGUCAUAACCCUUACUCCGCGCCCCGUCCGAGUUUGUACUUUCGCGUGGUGUUCCUCAACGAAAAUGUCCAUGUGACUGCCAACAUCCACGGCUACUACACCUUCAAGUGCUUCAGGACCGGGGCUAUCCUGCACAUGCUGACCUAUGAAGUGGAUAAUUGUUUCAGGGACAUCAUAGUGGGACGUGUAGGACGCGCGCAGUGCGGCGACGUCGUCUGUACUCUGGCCGCGGAUGGAGUGAAUCCUAUUCUAAUCGAACAUGCCUCUGGCGACAGCAUGACGAUUCUCUACUGGGAAAUGUGUAAAAUAUACGUUGCUCGCCCGGGAGUCAAAAACGAAGGGCACGGUGUCGAAAAUUAUUAG